AUGUCGAACUUCUUUCGUGACAGUUCUUUAGGCUUCAAACCGAGAUCUAACAUAUUCUCGAAGCUGCGGGUGAAGGAUAAUGAGGCUUCAAAUGAGAAUUCUAACACGCAAGAGGGCGAUUCUUCUUUGGAAGAUCUGUUUUUGAAUUCUAACAAGGAAGAUAUUACAUCUCCAGCCACUACAAUUAUUAAUUCUGACGGGGGAAAAUUUGGACAUAGCUUGCAGCUGAGAUCCAGUACACCUAACCCGAGUACCACCAAAGCUGAGAAACCGGGCCGCGGACUUCUGGAGGAGGAUGAUCUAGAGAUAACGGAAGUGAGAGAUGUACCAAUCUCCAAAGAAGAAAGUGGAACUAGUUCUGGUACUCCAAAUAGUAAUCAAAUAAAUGCAAAAACCGUUAAUCUUAGCUUACCAGUACUACCAGCAUCACAACAACAACGGUCAGAAAGGGAAUGUGAUAUCGAUGCAUCUUCAAACGAUGUUUUAUUAGAAGCCUUUACCAACACGCAAAAGAUAUGCUCGAAUUUAAAACAAGAAUUGCAUAAAGUACAGACUGAAAAUUCCAAGUUGAAAACACAGGUCCAAAGCUAUCAGAGUGACAAAGAAAAAAUAAUGGAUAGAUUUGCUGAAUAUAAAAAACUUUUAAAUUCAUUCAGUGAAAAAUCCAAAUUACUUUUUGAGCAAAAGAAAAAGGAAGAUACUCAAUUGAAGGAAUUUAAGGAAAACUACGAUAAGCUUUUGAAAAAAGUGGAAAGUUAUAAAGAUGAUAUCCAUGGAUUGAAAAAUAAUCUAUCCCAAUUAAGAUUUUUAAAGAAGGAUUCAGAUACGGAAUUGGCUAAAAAGGUUAAAGAAAUUGAGUAUUUGAAAAGGGAGUUGGACAGCUGCUCUGGCCAAUUAAGCGAGGAGAAGCUGAAAAAUAGCUCCUUAGUCCAAGAAUUUGGUAAGAUCAGGGGUGAACUGAUGGUGAAUUUGACACAAAAUCUAUCUCAGGGCCAAUCUCAAAUUUUGGAAAAAAUUGGUAUUUUGGAAUCAAACUUCAUCGGCGCUUAUCACGUUGAUUGGAACAACUUCAGCGAAUCAUCAAUUUCAAAAUUAACCGAAUGCAUAGGAACUCUGAGAACAAAUAUUUCAUCUGAAUUUAAAACAAGUUUUGGCGAGAACAAUCGAUCACUCGUUGAUUAUUACCAGAAAUCAUUUAUCGAAUUUAUGGGAAGAUUCAACCAAAUUGACGGAUAUUACGAUAAACUAAGCACCAGUAUUAAAGAAGGUACAGAGUUGCAAAGCGCAAAGUUUGAUGCACACACAAGCUCUUUAUUUUCAGAGUUGCGGAGAGGUAAAGAUGAAUCUUGGGAAUUGAUAAAGAAAUGGUCAAAUGAGAAUGAAAAUCGUUUACAAAUUGUUCAGGAUAAAAUCAACAGCAGCAAUCUUAAUUCUUUCCAACUAAUAAAAACAACUUCUGAGGAGUAUACGGCAAUAUCCGGAGAUAUCAAAGACAGAUUACAAAAGUACCAAUCUGAAUCAUUUGAAAUCCUUCAGAAGCAUUUACAAAAACUACCUGGAUUCUUUGAUGAAGUCCGCGAGGGUCAUAUAAAAUCAAAAAAAUGGAUGGAAAAAUUGGCUCAAGAGCUUUCAAGCUAUAAGGAAAGCUUAACCAACAGUCGUGAAUAUGAAGCAAAUAUUUCAGGCUUACAAUCACAAAUUUCUUCUUUACAAUUGCAAAAGAGCCAAGCACUCAGCUCUUUAGGAACUAAGGAGGCCCAAUAUGAGGACUUAUGUAAUUCGCUGAUCUCUAAGGAAACAGAACUUGCCAGGUUUAAGGAAAUAGAGAAAGAGUUGCAUGGUAAGAUUGAAAACAUAUCAUCAGAAGUGGAACAACAGAAAAACAAGUGGUUAAGACUCAAUGAAGAAAAUAUUACUUUAAAGGCUAAUUCAGAAAAUAAACUAGUAGUCCAAAAUGAACUUCUUAAGGCCUUUCAGUCCGAGAACAAUACCCUAAAACAGCGUACCGCUCAGCUCGAAGACGUACGUCAACAGUACGAAAAAGAAAAUUCAACACGACUAGACAAAAUUCAGAGGAUAAAUGAACAAUUACAAAAAUUAAACGUGGAGAUGGUUCAAUUAAAAGCACAUGAAUUAGAAUUGGAAGAAGAAAACCGCAAUUUAAAGAGGUUGAUAGAGGAUAAUAAAAUGGAGUUCGAGGACACAACAGAUGAUUAUAAGCGUCUGAAACAGAGAGUAAUUGUUUUGGAAUCAGAUAAACAAGAUAUUGUUUCCGAAAAGCUGGAGUUACAGGAUCAAAUGGAGAAAAUGCAAGCUGUAGUAACCGGGUUAAAACAAAAAGUCUCUUCUUUACAAAAAAACGAGCAUGAUUAUUCAAAACAGCUUGAAGCACAAGCGGCUGAGAUGAGACAAAUUCCAAAACAACCAAAACGACCUGAGAACCAAGGUAACGGAAGAAAAGAGCCUGCUAAAAGGAGGAUACGAGAACACCUAGCCCCAAUGUUCAAGCCCCAAGCACCUUCGCUGCCACCGCCACUACCUUCAACUCAACGCCAGCUCAAGUCUAAUUCAAAGGAUAAAGAUGAAGAAGCAGAUGAAUUUGAUCUAUCCUCUUCUUUAAAUGAUGAUCUUGAAUUGACGAACCCAUCACCGAUAAAACCGGUUAUAGCCAAAAGAGGUGACACUAAGAUUAGACCUCCAAUGGGUUCACGCAAGAAGCUACUCUUAUUAGAUGAACAAGAUUCCACACCUUCGAAGCAUAGGUGGAAGAAAAGAAGAAUUUGA
Zygosaccharomyces rouxii is the source of this 2784-nucleotide messenger RNA. It is a transcript of the gene ZIP1, whose product is annotated as Zip1p. NCBI's taxonomy places the organism in Eukaryota, Fungi, Ascomycota, Saccharomycetes, Saccharomycetales, Saccharomycetaceae. The transcript has a single exon. Bases 1 to 2784 code for a protein of 927 amino acids. The record is from RefSeq and is a predicted model, not a curated record.